This is a messenger RNA of Cynocephalus volans (Philippine flying lemur), 1665 nucleotides long. It is a transcript of the gene SLC2A9, whose product is annotated as solute carrier family 2 member 9. Gene Ontology annotation, molecular function: hexose transmembrane transporter activity. Gene Ontology annotation, biological process: monosaccharide transmembrane transport. Gene Ontology annotation, cellular component: plasma membrane. The transcript is spliced from 12 exons. The record is from RefSeq and is a predicted model, not a curated record. Bases 13 to 1665 code for a protein of 550 amino acids. Lineage: Eukaryota; Metazoa; Chordata; Mammalia; Dermoptera; Cynocephalidae.
CUGUCACAAAGCAUGGACUCCAAGGAACUGAGCUUCACUCCCCUCACAGGAGAUGGGAGCUGCCCUGGGCCUCUGGGGCCGGGGAGGGAGCCGCUCGACUGUCACCACUCAGGACACAGCGUGCCAGAUGGGAGGAGAAAGGCCUGGACCCGCCCGCUGCUCGCGGCCUCCCUCGCGGGCGCCUUGGGCUCCUCCUUCCUCUACGGCUACAGCCUGUCGGUGGUGAACGCGCCCGCCCCGCACAUCAAGGCCUUUUACCGUGAAUCAUGGGAAAGAAGGCGUGGACAUCCAAUAGACCCAGAUAGUCUGACCCUGCUCUGGUCUGUGACUGUGUCCAUAUUCGCCAUCGGUGGACUUGUGGGGACAUUAAUGGUGAAGAUGAUUGGAAAGGUUCUUGGAAGGAAGCACACUUUGCUGGUCAACAACGGGUUUGCGAUUUCCGCUGCAUUGUUGAUGAGCUGUUCUCUCCAGGCAAAAGCCUUUGAAAUGCUCAUCGUGGGCCGCUUCAUCAUGGGCAUAGAUGCAGGCAUCGCCCUCAGUGCACUCCCCAUGUACCUGGGAGAGAUCUCGCCCAAGGAGAUUCGUGGCUCUUUGGGGCAGGUGACUGCCAUCUUCAUCUGCAUUGGCGUGUUCACUGGCCAGCUACUGGGCCUGCCCGAGCUACUGGGAGUGGAGAGUACCUGGCCAUACCUCUUUGGAGUGAUUGUUGUCCCUGCUGUCAUCCAGCUGGUGAGCCUGCCCUUUCUCCCCGAGAGCCCACGCUACCUGCUCUUCGAGAAGCACGACGAGGUGGGAGCUGUAAAAGCAUUCCAGACAUUCCUGGGCAAAGCAGAUGUCUCCCGAGAGAUGGAAGAGAUCCUGGCUGAGAGCUACAUGCAGAGGAACAUCCGCCUUGUGUCUGUCCUGGAGCUGCUGAGGGCUCCCUCCGUCCGCUGGCAGAUUGUCACUGUGGUCAUCACCAUGGCCUGCUACCAGCUCUGUGGUCUCAAUGCGAUUUGGUUCUACACCAAUAGCAUCUUUGGAAAAGCUGGGAUCCCUCCAGAAAAGAUCCCAUACAUCACCUUGAGCACGGGUGGCAUUGAGAUUUUGGCUGCCACCUUCUCGGGCUUGGUCAUUGAGCGUCUGGGACGGAGACCCCUCAUCAUUGGUGGCUUCGGGCUAAUGGCCCUCUUCUUCGGGAUCCUCACCAUCAUGCUGACGCUGCAGGACUGUGCCCCCUGGAUCCCUUACCUGAGUAUCGUGUGCAUCCUGGCCAUCAUUGCCUCCUUCUGCAGCGGACCAGGUGGCGUUCCAUUCAUCUUGACUGCCGAGGUCUUCCAGCAAUCACAGAAGCCAGCUGCCUUCAUCAUCGCGGGCACCAUCAACUGGCUCUCCAACUUUGCUGUCGGGCUCCUCUUCCCAUUUAUUCAGAAAAGUCUGGACACCUACUGUUUCCUGGUCUUUGCCGCAAUCUGUAUCACAGGUGCUAUGUACUUUUAUUUUAUCCUGCCUGAGACCAAAAACAGAACCUAUGCAGAAAUCAGCCAGGCAUUUACCAAAAGGGACCAAGCAUACCCACUGGAAGGGAAAAAUGACUCAGCUGUGACUGAUGACAAGAUUAAAAGAAAGCCUGAGCCAGAUUCCUCCUCCACGUUGGACAGUUACGACAAAAACAGGAUUGUCUAG